Messenger RNA from Columba livia (rock pigeon), 4044 nucleotides. RefSeq names its product zinc finger TRAF-type containing 1 (gene ZFTRAF1). Gene Ontology annotation, cellular component: nucleus. The transcript has 4 exons. Bases 82 to 1248 code for a protein of 388 amino acids. Lineage: Eukaryota; Metazoa; Chordata; Aves; Columbiformes; Columbidae. The record is from RefSeq and is a predicted model, not a curated record. Gene Ontology annotation, molecular function: zinc ion binding.
CUCCGGGCCGGGAGGGCGGGGUCGGGGGGAGGGCGGCCAAGAUGGCGGCGGUGGCGGGGUGAGGCGGCGGCGGUGGCGGCGAUGAUGUCCGGGGCGGAGGAUCGUGAGGCCGGCGGGGGCCCGGCCGCCCCCUCCGCUGCCCUCCCCGGCCCCACAGCUUCAACGGGCGGCCCGGGCGAGGCGGGCGGCGGCGCCGAGGAGUCGGGUUCGCUGCUCGGCCCGGCCCGGCCUCACGCUGAGGCGGGAAGCGACCCCGACGCGCCGCCCAAGAAACGCUUGAGGGCGGCGGGAACGGGGGCGGGUGGGCCCGAGGGGGCGGCGGGCAGCGUGAAGCUGGAGGAGCGGCUCUACUCCGUGCUGUGCUGCACCGUCUGCCUCGACCUGCCCAAGGCCUCGGUCUACCAGUGCACCAACGGGCACCUGAUGUGCGCCGGCUGCUUCAUCCACCUCCUGGCGGACGCGCGGCUCAAGGAGGAACAGGCCACGUGUCCCAACUGCCGCUGCGAGAUCAGCAAGAGCCUGUGCUGCCGCAAUCUGGCCGUGGAGAAAGCCGUGAGCGAGCUGCCCUCCGAGUGCGCCUUCUGCACCCAGCAGUUCCCCCGCUCCCUUCUGGAACGCCACCAAAAAGAGGAGUGCCAGGACAGGGUGACCCAGUGCAAAUACAAGCGCAUCGGCUGCCCCUGGCAAGGCCCCUUCCACGAAUUGACGGUACACGAGGCCGAGUGCACCCACCCCACCAAAACCGGCAACGAGCUCAUGGAGAUCUUAGACGAGAUGGACCAAACGAGGAAAAAAGAAAUGCAGCUUUACAACAGCAUCUUCAGCCUCCUCAGCUUCGAGAAGAUCGGCUACACAGAGGUCCAGUUCCGGCCGUACCGCACCGACGACUUCAUCACCCGCCUGUACUACGAGACGCCGCGGCUAACGGUGCUGAACCAGACGUGGGUGCUCAAGGCGCGCGUCAACGACUCGGAGCGCAACCCCAACCUGUCCUGCAAGCGCACCCUCUCCUUCCAGCUCCUGCUCAAGAGCAAGGUCAACGCGCCGCUCGAAUGCUCCUUCCUGCUGCUCGAGGGGCCCUACGACGACGUCAAGAUCCGCCCCGUCAUCUACCGCUUCGUCUUCAGCAACGAGAGCGCCGAGAGCGACUACCUGGCGCUGCCCAUCCGCGACUCGGUGGAGUGCAACAAGCUGCUGGCGGCCAAGAACAUCAACCUGCGCCUCUUCCUUUUCCAGAGCCAGAAAUAGAGCGGGGAAACAGAUGGGGAAACCCAUGAAAUGGUCAUUGACUGGUGGCUCUUGCUCUUGCCGGGGCCGAGAAUGAAAUGAAUAAACCAUUGACUGGCAGCCGGAGCCAGAAAUUAAACCGAUAAACCAUAGACCCGAAAUCGAACCAAUAAACCAUCGGCUGGUGCCUCUUUCUCUCCUAGAGCCAGAAAUAAAACCCAAGAACACCGAUAAAAUCGUCAUUGACUGGUGGCUCUUCCUCUUGCCAGAGCCAGAAAUGAGAUGAAUCAACCAUUGACCGGCAACUCUGCCUCUUCCAGAACCAACAAUGAAAUGAAUAAACCAUUGACCGGCAACCAGAGCUGGAAAUUGAACCAAUAAACCAUCAACUGUUGCCUCUUCCAGAGCCAGAAAUAGAGCGGGAAAACAGAUGCGGAAGUGAUGAAAUGGUCAUUGACUGGUGGCUCUUGCUCUUGCCGGGGCCAAGAGUGAAAUGAAUAAACCAUUGACUGGAAGCCGGAGCCAGAAAUUAAACCAAUAAACCAUAGACCCGAAAUCGAACCAAUAAACCAUCGGCUGGUGCCUCUUUCUCUCCUAGAGCCAGAAAUAAAACCCAAGAACACCGAUAAAAUCGUCAUUGACUGGUGGCUCUUCCUCUUGCCAGAGCCAGAAAUGAGAUGAAUCAACCAUUGACCGGCAACUCUGCCUCUUCCAGAACCAACAAUGAAAUGAAUAAACCAUUGACUGGCAACCAGAGCUGGAAAUUGAACCAAUAAACCGUCAACUGUUGCCUCUUCCAGAGCCAGAAAUAGAGCGGGAAAACAGGUGAGGAAGUGAUGAAAUGGUCAUUGACUGGUGGCUCUUGCUCUUGCCGGGGCCAAGAGUGAAAUGAAUAAACCAUUGACUGGCAGCCGGAGCCAGAAAUUAAACCAAUAAACCAUAGACCCGAAAUCGAACCAAUAAACCAUCGGCUGGUGCCUCUUUCUCUCCUAGAGCCAGAAAUAAAACCCAAGAACACCGAUAAAAUUGUCAUUGACUGGUGGCUCUUCCUCUUGCCAGAGCCAGAAAUGAGAUGAAUCAACCAUUGACCGGCAACUCUGCCUCUUCCAGAACCAACAAUGAAAUGAAUAAACCAUUGACCGGCAACCAGAGCUGGAAAUUGAACCAAUAAACCAUCAACUGUUGCCUCUUCCAGAGCCAGAAAUAGAGCGGGAAAACAGAUGAGGAAGUGAUGAAAUAGUCAUUGACUGGUGGCUCUUGCUCUUGCCGGGGCCGAGAAUGAAAUGAAUAAACCAUUGACUGGCAGCCGGAGCCAGAAAUUAAACCGAUAAACCAUAGACCCGAAAUCGAACCAAUAAACCAUCGGCUGGUGCCUCUUUCUCUCCUAGAGCCAGAAAUAAAACCCAAAAACCCAAGAACACCGAUAAAAUGGUCAUUGACUGGUGGCUCUUCCUCUUGCCAGAGCAGAAAUGAGAUGAAUCAACCAUUGACCGGCAACCAGAGCUGGAAAUUGAACCAAUAAACCAUCAACUGCUGCCUCUUCCAGAGCCAGAAAUAGAGCCAAGAAAACCCAAUCAAACAGAUGAAAUGGUCAUUGACUGGUGGCUCUUGCUCUUGCUGUGGUUAGGAAUGAAAUGAAUAAACCAUCGGCCGGCAGCCGGAACCAGAAAUCAAACUGAUAAACCAUUGACCCGAUAUCAAACCAAUAAACCAUUGCCCGGCAGCCAGAGCCAGAAAUCAAACCGAUAAACCAUUGACCCGAAAUUGAACUAAUAAACCAUCAGCUGGUGCCUGUUCCAGAGCCAGAAAUAAAGCCGAGAAAACCCGAUCUAAUCAAAUGGUCAUUGACUGGUGGCUCUUGCUCUUGCCGGGGUCAAGAAUGAAAUGAAUAAACCAUUGGCCAGCAGCCAGAACCAGAAAUCAAACCGAUAAACCAUUGACCCAAAAUCGAACCAAUAAACCAUUGGCCGGCAGCCAGAACCAGAAAUCAAACUGAUAAACCAUUGACCGGCAACCAGAGCCAGAAAUCAAACCAAUAAACCAUUGGCUGGUGUCUCUUCCUCUUCUAGAGGCAGAAAUAAAGCCACGAAAACCAAUCAAAUGGUCAUUGAGUGGUGGUUCUUGCUCUUGCCAAAGCCAGAAAUGGAAUGAAUGAACCGUCAACUGUUGGAUUUGCCUCUUCCGGAGUCAGAAAUAAAACUCAAAACCCAAUAAAAUCAUCAUUAACUGGUCGCUCUUCCUCUUCAGAAAUGAAACAAACCCAAGAAAACCAACUAGAGACAGAAAUAGAGUCAGUAAACCAUCAACCGGCGGCUCCUUCUCUUCCAGAACCCAAAUAAACCAUUGACCGGCAAAACCCAUCGUUGAGCUUUUCAUCUUCUGGAGGCGGAAAUAAGAGAAAUAAAGGUGUAAAUUGGUGGAUUUUCCUCUUCUAAAGACAGAAAUAAGUGGAAUAAACCCAAUAAAAUCAUCGACGGCUCAGAGGGAAAAAUAGAAUUAAUAAAACCAUCGAGCGGAGGCGGAAAUGAAAGAAAUACACCCGUAAAUUGGCCGAUUUUCCACUUCUAGAGGCAGAAAUAACCCAAUAAAACCAUUGACUGACGGCUCGGAGGCACAAGUAAAAUGAAUAAACCCAUCGCCCGGCGGUUUUUCCUCUUCCGGAGACGCAAAUUGUUAAAAACUGGGAAUAAAGCACCAAAUCCCAGGAGGAAAAUCCCGCGUCCCCCCCCGCGUUGCGCCCGCGGCUCCAAAGGCGGGAAAACGGGCCCUUUCGGGGGGUUUUACUGUGAGAAUAAAGGAAAUGGGAGUUUUCCAAGA